CUUUAGAAUGCCUUGAACGAUUCUCGCGAAUUAACCUUUAAUCCAUGAUACUACGUCAGCUCCCCCGCCUUUGCCGCCGGAUAGCAACGGACUCUCAUCACUCUCCUUCGACUGCAAUAUCCGUCGUUACCCCGGCACCUCACAGAGAUGCACACACCAACCAUCCUAAUAUAUCUGACCCUCCAUCGCCAGCCUCGUUAUCUAUAUCUGCCUCUCUUCAUCCUUUGGAUCCGACAAUACCACACUCUGCGUCAUCUCCUCCCAACCUUCUAGUUCCGCCAGAGCCUCCACUGGUUCAUAGCGGGAACGGGCUGACAUCAGCAUACCAUAGUCCACCAUUCGAUACUCAUCGCUUCUUCGCUGCGCUUGAACAAACUUUUCCGACGCCCACUGCGCGUAGUCUCAUGCGUGCUACCCGUGCCCUCCUCGUCGACCGCAUAGGGCGCGUCAAGCGCGAAGGGCUCAUGCAUCAGGACUUGGAUAAUCAAGCUUACCUAUUUCGUGCGGCGUUAUCAGAGAUGCGCACUGAGAUGACAAUGCGCACUCGGAGCGAGUCUGCUACGAUAAGCACUCAAUGUGCUGCCUUGAGACGGGAGGCAGAUGCGCUAGAUGCCAAGAUGAAGGAAGACCUCACGACUCUCAAGCAUGAAAUUCAGAUGGAUGUGGACAGCCGAAAGAAUGAAGCCAGGAACGAGAGCAAGCGGCAAGACAUUGCCAUUGAGGAAGUCCUCAAUAAAUCGCUUGUCACGCUUUACGAUCUACGGUCUGACAUGGAAGAAGUCAAGUGGGAUAACAUGCGCAAGUCUGUCGCUGCACUUUCUGCGUUUCUCGUCGUGAUCGUGUUGUCCAUGGAACUACGUCCGAGGCCAAAGCCUGCACCCCCACCGAUGCAGAGCGUACCGCAUGUCGUACCGCAGCCACAUUUUGAAGGCCUCGACAAGAUGGACUCGAUCACCUAGUUCGUCAACCAUGUGCUUCGUUGUCGACUGUGGGCAGCAUGUGGAACGUUCAACGAAGGUGGGUUGGACUUGAAGGAAGCGUGCCACAUUGUUGUACAAAGUAGAACUUUACACUACAGAAGACUGUCUGGAUGUAAUGUCGGGGGCAUAGAUAUUGUACAGAAGCCACCCCACCGUCAUUCCUCUCAUCCCCCAGUCCCCCCUCAUCGCCACAUAUACGCGUACAGCCCGUCUACCAAACCCAAUAUUAUUCGUGCAUAUUUAC
Heterobasidion irregulare TC 32-1 is the source of this 1224-nucleotide messenger RNA. RefSeq lists its product as uncharacterized. Bases 45 to 959 code for a protein of 304 amino acids. Gene Ontology annotation, cellular component: mitochondrion. The record is from RefSeq and is a predicted model, not a curated record. Lineage: Eukaryota; Fungi; Basidiomycota; Agaricomycetes; Russulales; Bondarzewiaceae. The transcript has 5 exons.